Messenger RNA from Dujonia railenensis, 822 nucleotides. The record is from the annotation of a GenBank genome assembly. NCBI's taxonomy places the organism in Eukaryota, Fungi, Ascomycota, Pichiomycetes, Serinales, Debaryomycetaceae.
AUGAAGUUCGGCGGCGCAUUACUUGCACUUCAAUGUGCCAGUACCCUUGCAUUUAGCAUUGUAAGCGGCUCAAUUAAAGCAGGCAAUGGCAAUUUGGCAAUCGGUGAAUUCAACACACAAGAGGUGAAGCAGUUAGCAAUUGGUCCAAAGGAUAAAAUCGACUUAUCUUUAACUAUAGACGGAUUGUCCAAGAAACCUCACCAAGCUGUAGUAACAAUUGGUAAUGAAUUUGGGUUGGAGUAUUCUGUGAUCCCAAAGGUUGCUCCUUCCACCAAUACAAUUUCAAUUGUUGUGCCAGUUAGUCAAUUACCCAGUUCAAUCAAGGCUGAAGAUAAAUUAUUUUUGAAAGUAAUUAUUGCCGACCAAUCGUCAAAGGGUGCCAAUUUAUUCAAGAACUUGGUAGAAUUAGUUCCUAAUGCAGACCUUCAAGCAGCCAACAAAUACCAGAAAGCUGAAAGAAUUGGUAUUAAACCAGAAAUCCACCACAUAUUUAAAGAAUCCCCCUCUACAGUUGGACCUGCUGUUCCAAUUAUUUUCAUCUUUGGAGUUAUCACUCUUGUAUUCUUGUUAUUGGUUACCUGGGUCAGUACAAUUGGCUUCAACUUGUUUAACCACAGCGGUGACAUUUCUGGAGCACAAUUCAUCAACGAUAUUGCUUUCUUCCUCUGUAUUGUUGGAUUUGAAGGUACUUUUGUCAACUACUACUUGGGUGCAUCAAUUUUCACAACUUUGUUCUAUUCUGCCAUCCUUGGAGGUCCAAGUAUCUACUUUGGAUCCAGAGUUUUCAGAGACUUGGCAAAAUUCCGUAAGAUUGGCAAAUAG